CACUCACCAUAACACAACAUCACUUGAACAUCACUUGAAGAGAGAUCACACCGCUGUUUUUCUAUCAUUAGAACUCUUCAAUUUGGAUCACAACUCUGGUUCUGUCCCUUCACCACCAUUCACAUCACAGGGAUUUUAACUGUGUGUCACUGGAUUGUUUAUGCAGUAGUCUUUUGGAAUCACAUUGGUUGGACUGCUGGACUGGACCGCUGGACAGGACUGGUGGACAAGACUGCUGGACCAGACUUGAACCCCAUGCAGUGUAUAGUAGCUUGGGGCGAUGUCAUCUCUUCUCUCCCCCCGCAACGCAAAGGAUCAGCCACGCACGACCAAGUCACUCUCUGACUCGUCUCCCACUACACCCUCGCUGACUUCCAGAGGCCUCAAACAUGAAAGAGUGUCCAGACUGGACUCGUCUGGUGCUUACGACCGAGAAGCGUAUGACGCUCGCAGGGAAAACAGAAUGGCAGCUCGGAAAAAGGCUGAGGAAGAGGCAGGAUGCACUGACUAUAAGAAGAUGUACGAGGAGGCCAUGUCUACAAAUGAGAGACUCAAGUCCCGGCUGCAGGGCAGCAAACAGGAGCUGGUGUUGGUGCAGACUCAGCUGGAGAAAGUCACACAGAGAAAGAUCACAAUGACUGAGAGGUCCAAUGAGAGGUCCAUGCUUGAGAAAGAAAAACGGGAAACACAUGUCCUUCAGAAGAAGAUAUCAGACAUGGAAGAUGAAGUGAAGAUCCAGACAGAGCUGCAGAAUGAGAACCAGAGACUGAAGGACGAGAACGGAGCCUUAAUCCGGGUCAUCAGUAAACUGUCCAAGUGAGAGGAAGAGGAUGAUCCAAGAAUCAUUUCCAAUUUUUACCCCAACUACACCAUCACCAACCACCAACCACCGCUACAUUCAAAUCAUGACAGGAAUGACAGAUGGGCGCCAACUUUAAAUCCGUUUUUGAUGCCCCUUUCACUUUUCUCCUCUGUUGAUGGUUGUAUUGUACACAUAGUUCACACACAGCAUAUUAGCAUAUAUUAUUUUUAAAUGUAUUUAUGGAUUGUUAUAAUGCAUACUCAUAUCGUCACAGCACAUUAUACUGUACGGAUGUCUACGAAGGUUUAAUCUAUGAACUGGUGUAACAGUUGGUAUAUUAUGAUGUUCUAUGUAACUAAGUUACAUUAAGUUACAUUUCAUGUUUAUUUUUAAACUGCACCACCUGAAAAGUCUCCUGAGCCUUGUAUAAAUGAUUUAUAAUCCUUUUCGAUGCUGCAA
Messenger RNA from Oncorhynchus masou masou (cherry salmon), 1261 nucleotides. RefSeq names its product protein phosphatase 1 regulatory subunit 12B-like. Bases 281 to 820 code for a protein of 179 amino acids. Gene Ontology annotation, molecular function: enzyme inhibitor activity; protein kinase binding; phosphatase regulator activity. The transcript has 7 exons. Gene Ontology annotation, cellular component: cytoplasm. NCBI's taxonomy places the organism in Eukaryota, Metazoa, Chordata, Actinopteri, Salmoniformes, Salmonidae. The record is from RefSeq and is a predicted model, not a curated record.